AUGGCAAGUAAAAGCACUAAUCUAAGAAGUCAAUUGGAAGAUUUGAACAUUACUCGCGAUGAAUUGGAUCAAAUUGGUGAAGCUUUGAAGAAGGAAGAGUUUCGUAAGCUUUUGAAUAAUUACUUUGAAGAGGUCACAAAUCCAGAAAACCAGAAAGUCUACGAGAACGAGAUCACACAACUUGAGAAGGAACGCGGUGUGGAUGUUACAUUUAUUCAUCCAGCGGCCGGGUAUGUGAUUAAAACUAGUGUUGACGGUAAGAAAAAAGCAUUCAUUAAUAUUUGUCAAAAUGAAAACAUUGGAAAACCCGUUGCUAAGCGUGAAACAGGAGGAGUUAGAUGGUCCGUACCACACAGCCUUGCUCCACCACGUGAUGAUCUCGAUAAGAACAAAAAUUUCUGUAUUGUUUAUGAUGUUGUAUUUCAUCCCGAAGCAAUUCGAAUGGCUAAUUCCAAUAAACCGUUCAAACAAUUAGUUAACGAUACUGCCUUGAACGCUAUAGAAGACAGCUACAAGGUAGCUUUAGAUAAGAAGAACCUUAUCUAUCCAAAAAUCCCAUUCAAAGGUUUGAAACGUCCCACUGUUAUACGAAAAAAGUCAAAAUGCCCACCAACCCCUUCCGAAGAUUCUGAUCAAGGUAUUUUUGAUCUACCCAACUACCCCUACUCUGAACCACCUGAAGAAGUUGAAGUCAAAUCUUCAGAACUCCCUACAAACAAAGAUGAAUCACCAUACACUGUUCCCAAAUACAUCAUCAAACAAAGAAGCAACAUUGAAAUGCAAGACUUUACAAAUUCGAUGACAUCCAAAAUGAACGCAGCAAUACCGUCAGCUCUUGUCGUUGAAAUCGAUCUACCGCUAAUAAAAUCGGCCGUCGAUGUAAAUCUGGAUGUAUCGGAAAAGUCGUUGUGUUUGUCCAGUGAAAAACCGGCCAAAUAUAAGUUGGAUGUCAACCUGCCUUACGCUGUACUAGAGGGGGAAGGUAGCGCUAAGUUCGACAGCAGAACAAAAAAGUUGGUGGUCACCCUUUCUGUAAAAAGACGUCACACUACGCCCAAUUUGCAGCAACUGAGUCGUGAGGAUAGCGGCGUGGACAGCGAGUCGAGAAGUACAGAAUCAUCCAGUGAUGAUGAGCUGUCGAAAUGUGAUGGCGACAAACCUCCCGUCAUCGUCGAAGUGAUAUCCGGUGGUGAAAACAAACAAACAAUCGAUGAAAGUGAUGAAACCGCGUACAGGACUAGCAUUGUGGAACACUUUUUAUCAAGUGAUAUAGCCUACUCACUGCCUUCCUACAAGUGUAACAACGUUGACAACUUGUUGGCGUUCACGUUUCACGUUAAGAACGUGGAGCCUGAAUCUGUGGACCAUGUUUUUCUGGAGCGGAGUUGCGGAGUUCACCUUAAGUUCAAAUCGAUGGGCGCCGGGUGUUUUCCCAGCCACUAUGCGUUCUGCGUCAAGUUCCCUGGCGAGUUGUCAGUGGAUUCUGACAGUUUAAGCAUCGAAGUGUGGGACAACAAUGUUAUUGCUCAACUAAGACUGAUUGGCUGUGAUAGUAAUUCUACGUUGACUGAUUACUUAUGUGGCAAGAGUGAGGAGGAGCUCGAGAAAAAGGCUUUUGAUUUGCCGGUUGCUGUACUCAAACUGUCUCAGGAAAGCAAGCUGACUUGGUUCUCGAUUCCGCCAAUAGGUGUCGCAAAAUCGCUACCAACCAAAACAACAAAAUCAGGUGACCAAAAUUUGGAGUUGUUUGGUGAUCAGCCGAUAACCUAUUUGCGCAGUUGA
This is a messenger RNA of Nilaparvata lugens (brown planthopper), 1782 nucleotides long. RefSeq names its product protein kintoun-like. The coding region runs from base 1 to 1782 and encodes 593 amino acids. The transcript is spliced from 2 exons. Lineage: Eukaryota; Metazoa; Arthropoda; Insecta; Hemiptera; Delphacidae. Gene Ontology annotation, cellular component: cytoplasm. Gene Ontology annotation, biological process: axonemal dynein complex assembly. The record is from RefSeq and is a predicted model, not a curated record.